Molecule: messenger RNA, 3606 nt
Organism: Cavia porcellus (domestic guinea pig)
Lineage: Eukaryota; Metazoa; Chordata; Mammalia; Rodentia; Caviidae
Product: heat shock 70 kDa protein 1-like
Exons: 3
Coding region: 1244-3172 (642 amino acids)
Cellular component (GO): nucleus; cytoplasm; cytosol
Molecular function (GO): ubiquitin protein ligase binding; ATP binding; ATP-dependent protein folding chaperone
Source: RefSeq, a predicted model, not a curated record
AGUUUCCCCGGUCUCCAUGGCGACCCGGUGGCCAGCUGGGCGCUUGAGCCAGGGCUGGGCGGAUGGGUCAGCGACUGGCUGGUUGGACUGCUGGGCUGUGGGAGGUGGGCGUUUGCUGGCUGCGAAUGGACCGGCGUCUGUGAUAGUGCAGACCCAAUAAGCGGAAUGCCGGAAUUUUUGAAGGAGGCGGGUUAGCUAGAGUCCGAGGCUGAUUUAUCCUGGACGGGCGACAGAACUAGAAGGCAUGGGUCGGUGGUGCCUUUGGAAUGCGGGAGAAAGCGCCAUGCAGUUUUUUUUUUUUUAAAUAUCAUUUUUAACCUUACAAGGUUAUGCCGGGCGUGGUGCCUCACAUUUGUAAUUUCAACACUCAGAAGACUGAGGCAGAAUCGCGGCGAGUUUGAGGCCAGCCUGGGCCACAUAGUGAAAUCAGGACCAGGGCGAAUUGCACAGGGAUUCCCAGUCUCAAAAUAAGAAAUCAAAUCAAAAGGAAACAGACCCUUACAAGGAUUAAAAUCUGUGUUAGAGGCACUUUGUUUUUACGAGACGAGGUUCGUAAACAAAUGGUCUUUAGGGAGAAAAGGUCCCCGGAGGACGGGAGGGAAGGACGGUGCCCCCGCCCUAGUCCGCACCCGGGUCCGUCCUGGACAAGGAGCGCCGGCCUCUGUGCGGCCCGCAGCUCCCGAGAAGCGGGGAGCGGGCGUGGUCCUGCUGAUGACGAAACUGCGCCCCGCCGCGUUACAAUGGCGAGGCGUUUCUGACCUCAGCGCCAGCUGAGGGUCCUGGCGGCCGCACCCGGGCGCCCCAGUCCAGGGCAGGGCGGGAGGGGGGUGGGGGGCGCUGAGCUGCAGGAUUUGAAUGUUCGAGGGGUUCCCACGCUCAGGGGCUCCGCACUCUACAGGUUUCCAAACUGGAUCACAGGCGGCGAGGGACCAGCGUGUGUCACUGGCUCCAUAUCGCAGAGCGUGUGCACAGGAAAAGGACAGAGCAACUACUUCUCUGAAAACCCUUGUGACAGCCUGUCGGAGUUGCUAACAGCCGAACUCAACUGGCCUGAAUCACGGAUACCUAAGAGGGCAAAGAAGCAAGGCAAGUUAAUGCCUCUUUAGGAGUUCAGAAAGGAAGGUAAUCUUAGUUCCACAGGAACCCGGUAGGAUCCUACAGUAAAAUCUGUUAGAGACAAGAGCACGAAAUUUGAAUCCCAGCUCCCUGACACCUUUGUCUACUGUGCCGGUCUCGGACAAACAUGGCUACUGCUAAGGGAAUGGCAAUUGGCAUCGACUUGGGCACCACCUACUCAUGUGUGGGGGUGUUCCAGCACGGCAAAGUGGAGAUCAUCGCCAACGACCAGGGCAACCGCACCACCCCCAGCUACGUGGCGUUUACUGACACCGAGCGGCUGAUCGGGGAUGCGGCCAAGAACCAGGUGGCCAUGAAUCCCCAGAACACCGUCUUUGAUGCCAAACGUCUGAUCGGCCGGAAGUUCAACGAUCCUGUUGUGCAGUCAGAUAUGAAGCUUUGGCCUUUUCAAGUGAUCAAUGAAGGAGGCAAGCCCAAGGUGGUGGUGUCCUACAAAGGGGAGAAUAAAGCUUUCUACCCCGAGGAGAUCUCAUCAAUGGUGCUGACAAAGAUGAAGGAGACUGCAGAGGCCUUUUUGGGCCACCCUAUCACCAAUGCCGUGAUCACUGUGCCAGCCUAUUUCAAUGACUCUCAGCGCCAAGCCACCAAGGAUGCAGGUGUGAUCGCAGGACUCAAUGUGCUCAGAAUCAUCAACGAGCCCACAGCUGCUGCCAUUGCCUACGGUUUGGAUAAAGCAGGUCAGGGAGAGAGACACGUCCUCAUCUUCGACCUGGGCGGCGGCACGUUCGACGUGUCCAUCCUGACCAUCGACGACGGCAUCUUCGAGGUGAAGGCCACGGCGGGUGACACACACCUGGGCGGGGAGGACUUCGACAACCGGCUUGUCAGCCACUUCGUGGAGGAGUUCAAGAGGAAGCACAAGAAGGACAUCAGCCAGAACAAGCGGGCGGUGAGGCGGCUGCGCACCGCCUGCGAGCGGGCCAAGAGGACGCUGUCUUCCAGCACCCAGGCCAACCUGGAGAUCGAUUCACUUUUUGAAGGUGUUGACUUCUACACAUCCAUCACCAGAGCCCGGUUUGAAGAGUUGUGUGCAGACCUGUUUAGGGGCACCCUGGAGCCCGUGGAGAAGGCUCUCCGGGAUGCCAAGAUGGACAAGGCUAACAUCCAUGACAUUGUGUUAGUAGGUGGCUCCACACGCAUCCCUAAGGUGCAGAAGCUGCUUCAGGACUAUUUUAACGGCCGUGAUCUCAACAAGAGCAUCAACCCUGAUGAAGCAGUAGCCUACGGGGCUGCAGUACAGGCAGCUAUUUUGAUGGGGGACAAGUCCGAAAAGGUGCAGGAUCUGCUUUUGCUGGAUGUGGCGCCCCUGUCCCUGGGAUUGGAGACGGCAGGUGGUGUGAUGACUGUCCUGAUCAAGCGCAACUCCACCAUCCCCACCAAGCAAACGCAGAUCUUUACCACAUAUUCUGACAACCAGCCCGGGGUGCUGAUCCAGGUGUACGAGGGUGAACGUGCCAUGACGAAGGAUAACAACCUGCUGGGCCGUUUUGACUUGACUGGAAUUCCCCCCGCUCCCAGAGGGGUUCCUCAGAUCGAGGUGACCUUCGACAUCGACGCCAACGGCAUCCUCAACGUCACGGCCACCGACAAGAGCACUGGCAAGGCCAACAAGAUCACCAUCACCAACGACAAGGGCCGCCUGAGCAAGGAGGAGAUCGAGCGCAUGGUGCAGGAGGCGGAGAAGUACAAGGCGGAGGACGAGGCCCAAAGGGAAAAAAUUGCUGCAAAAAAUGCUUUAGAGUCCUAUGCUUAUAACAUGAAGAGUGCCAUGAGCGAUGAUGGUCUGAAAGACAAGGUUAGCGAGUCUGAUAAAAAGAAAAUACUGAGUAAAUGCUGUGAGGCCCUCUCCUGGCUGGAGGUCAAUCAGCUGGCUGAGAAGGAAGAGUUUGAUCACAAGAGGAAAGAACUGGAGCAGGUGUGUAACCCGAUCAUCACAAAGCUCUACCAGAGCGGAUGUACUGGGCCUACAUGUGGAAUGGGGUACACACCCGGAAGAUCUGCUGCAACAGGCCCUACCAUCGAAGAAGUAGAUUAGUGCUUUAUAGAACUAGAGGGUUCUGGGGGUGCAUCUAGGUGAAUUUUAUUUCUUUCCUCUUCAAAUAUUCUUCUGAUUCUUGAAUUGACUGGACCUGAACCUAAGUUACCAUCCCUUUGGGAUUCUGACAGAGAAGUCUCAAAAAUCAUCCUUUCAUACUGCACCAUCUUGUCUGUGGCUCUGAAAUGGACUUUUUAAGGAAAGCUAGACCCUCUUCAAGCAUCUGGUGAUUUUGAAUGUCUCGUUUAUUUCCAGCCACACCAACUGUCUCCUUCCCACGUGGAUGAUUGUCACUCAGUAAAUUUAUUCCUAAAGGCAAUUACUUCUGGUAUCUUUAGGCUGUAAGUGUACGUUGAAAAGUAAAGGACAGAUAAUGGGGAACAUGUGUUCUCUGUGAGCUCGUUGUGAAUGAUUAAAUUGGCAAGGGGAAAGUA